Messenger RNA from Patella vulgata (common limpet), 1417 nucleotides. RefSeq lists its product as uncharacterized. The record is from RefSeq and is a predicted model, not a curated record. The coding region runs from base 93 to 1190 and encodes 365 amino acids. Lineage: Eukaryota; Metazoa; Mollusca; Gastropoda; Patellidae. The transcript is spliced from 14 exons.
UGUGCCACGUGACUUCAAAGCCACCGACACAAGUAUUGUCGCUAAAAGUAUAGAAGGCAGAAGACGGGAUUUCUGGUGAAUGACAGUGAAAAAUGGGAUUUCAAAUAUUAGGAUGUAUUGUUUUCUUUAUUUGUAUACAAUGUAAUCAAUCACUGGAUCCACUCUGUACAAGUAGUGUUCAGGGGUGUGUUAUGAGCUUUCAGACGGGCGUUCAACAAGUUGGUGGCAAUGCAACAGAAACUUGCAAACAAGUGGAUAUUUUUAUAGCUUGUUUAGACAGAGUGUUACAACCAUGUGAUCUAGCUACAAGAUCUUCGUUACUCAGUGCCAUGGAUAAUCUCAUUAAUAACUAUGAGAGGGCGCCAUAUAGUUGUACAUUAGAAUCGAAAGAUAAUGUAACACUAUCAGAUUGUACACUAGAGAUUGGUAACUGUGCUGCUUAUGAUUUACAAGCUAAGUCUACUACCGACAAUUCUAGACAAGCAUGUAGUUAUCAUGAGAUAUAUAAAACAUGUAUGGCUGAGAAUACAACAACAUGCAAUGGUACUGAUAGAGAUGACAUAAACGAAGCUCUUACUAAUUCUACUACAAUAAUGACUGACUGUCCCUUUAACUGUUAUGGUGAGAAGCAAUGCGAAUCGACGACUGUUACCAUACCAGAUGAUGAUCUGACAGGUAACCCCAAUGACACCCAGUUACCUCUUCUAGAAGGCUCCGUUACUCAGUAUUAUAGUGAUAAUGAUAUUGAAGCUUCCAUAACAAUACCCGAUGCAACUCAAAAUGUUAACUUAGGACACUUUGCCACUGCCUAUACAUAUCAAUCUAUGAGCUACGAUCCCAGAAAUAACUUUACCACACCGUCUUCAAACCCAUCACGUACAUCUUCCAGAACACGAGGAACAUCCCUAACACCAUCAGUAGAGGAGGAACAAACAACGCCAAAGAAUGGGGAUAAUAAACACACACCAACUAAACCUAUCGGAGGUAAACCCAAUACCAACGCCUACCCUUUUAGAACUAGCAGUAUUCUUAGAUUUACUACCAAAGAAAGCACGAGAAAGAAUGUUGAUAACACAGAAAGGAGUACUGUGAAUUGGGACAAUUAUGGUAACAACGGCGCUGCCAUCGUAUCCUAUGCCUUAUUUUUACUAGUUGUCUCUACACUGAUAGCUGUCAUGUUCAGAAACUAAGAAAUAUUAUUUGUCGAAGAAAAACACAGUGCUACAGUGAAAUUAAUUUAAAUCAAAUGUAAUAUGCAUAAUUUGUUAUAUAAAGCAAACAAUGUUCUCAAUCUGGUAGUACAGCAAGUAGAGUUUCUCACUUUCGGUUUCAUUGUAUAGCUGGGAUAGUUAAUUUUAAAUGCGCUGUCAGGAUAAUAAUUCACAUUGCUGAAAUAAAUUACUAUUUUCUUUCUUAA